This is a messenger RNA of Micromonas pusilla CCMP1545, 1881 nucleotides long. RefSeq lists its product as uncharacterized. NCBI's taxonomy places the organism in Eukaryota, Viridiplantae, Chlorophyta, Mamiellophyceae, Mamiellales, Mamiellaceae. Bases 1 to 1881 code for a protein of 626 amino acids. The record is from RefSeq and is a predicted model, not a curated record. Gene Ontology annotation, molecular function: FMN binding. The transcript has a single exon.
AUGGCGUCCCGCGCGCCCGCGACAACUCGCGCGACCGCCGCGCUCUCCUCCCGCGCGCGCGUCCGCCGCGCCUCCCGCUCCGCGCGCGCGUCCACGACGACUUUCACGACGCGCGCCGCGAUCGCGGAGCCGGAGCCGGUGACCGAGGUCAACAACAGCGAGAUCGAACUCUUCGAGGGGAAGAAGCGCCUCCAGACGCAGACGUCCGUCAUCGGCCCGGACACGACGUGCAUCCGCUCCCUCGACUGGGACCGCGACCGGUUCGACAUCGAGUUUGGGCUGGAGAAAGGGACGACGUACAACUCGUACGUCAUCGAGGGCGCGGAGAAGACCGCGCUCGUGGACGCGUCGCACGAGAAGUUUCGGUCGCUGUACAUCGACACGCUGAAGGGCGUCGUGGACCCCUCCACGAUCGAUUACAUCGUGUGCUCGCACACGGAGCCGGACCACAGCGGGCUGAUCGGGGACAUCUUGGAGCUCGCGCCGAACGCGACCGUCCUGGGCUCGAAGGUUUGCCUCGCGUUCCUCGAGAACUUGGUCCUGAAGCCGUUCAAGUCUCGCGCGGUGAAGGGCGGCGACGUGAUCGACCUCGGCGGCGGGCACGAGCUGAAAUACAUCAUGGCCCCGAACUUGCACUGGCCGGACACGAUGUUCACGUACGACCCGGCGUCUCGGCUCAUCUACACCUGCGACGCGUUCGGGAGCCACUACUGCACCGAGGAGAUGUUCGACACGGACUUGCAAGCCGUGAUGCCGCAUUACCGGUUUUAUUACGAGUGCCUCAUGAAGCCCAACGCGCGUUCGGUGCUCACCGCGCUUCGAAAGUGCAAGUCCGAGGAAGCGGACUUCGUCGGCGUGUGCAACGGCCACGGCCCUCUGCUGCGGUUCAACGUGGACGAGCUCAUCGGGGAUUACCAGCGCUGGAGCGAAGACGCGCUGGAGAAGGCGAAGGCGAACACCGUCGUGUUUUACACCAGCGAUUACGGCUUCUCCGACCGCCUGUCGCAAUCCGUCGCGAGGGGCCUGACCAAGGCGGACGUCGAGGUGACGAUGAUGGACAUGAACACCGCGGACACCCAAGAGAUCAUCGAAGCGGUCGGCCACGCGACCGGCAUCGUGCUGCUCGCGCCGCCGACGGAGGGCCCCGCGCACGACGCGCUCGCCGCCAUCGUCGGCUCGUGCGGCAAGAAGCAAAAGAUUCUCAUCGGCGAGUCGUACGGCGGCGCGGACGAGCCCGUGGACACGAUGGCGGUGAAGUUCGCGAGCUUGGGACUCGCGGAGGUUGUCCCCGCGCUGCGCGUGAAGGAAGACCCGAGCGAGGCGACGUACCAGCUCUUCGAGGAGUCCGGCACGGAUCUCGGGCAGGUUUUGACGAAGAAGGCGACGAUCAAGGCGAUGAAGAGCGCGAUGUCCAACGACGUCGCCAAGGCGCUCGGGCGGGUGAGCGGCGGGUUGUACGUCAUCACCGCAGCGCAGGGCACCGCGACGUCCGCGAUGGUCGCGUCGUGGGUCGCGCAGGCGUCGUUCGAGCCGCUCGGGUUCACCGUCGCGAUCGCGAAGGACCGCGCGAUCGAGUCCUACAUGCAAGUCGGGGACAAGUUCGUCUUAAACUGCCUCCCCGAGGCCGGGUGGGAGCCCAUCGUGAAGCACUUUCUCAUUCGGUUUCCCCCGGGCGCGGACCGGUUCGAGGACGUGGAGUGGCAGCCCGCGUCGUGCGGGGCGCCGAUCCUGAAAGACGCCGCCGCGUACGUGCAGUGUAAAGUGGUGAGCAGGAUGGAAGCCGCGGAUCACUGGAUCGUGUACAGCGAGGCCAUAGACGGGAAGGUGUUCAAGGAUGAGAAGACGGCGACGCACCACCGCAAGGUGGCGUCGUACUACUGA